GUUAAAGUAGCCUAAAAAAGACUUCAAAUCUGCCAAGCAAAAUCUCCAGAUUUCGAGAUCGACGUCAACAAUGGAUUCUGCGCCGACGGCCAGAGUCUAGGUUCUACAGCCCGAGCCAACAUCCUGUAGAUGGACUGUGAGAGACCCGACACACCCAGGUGACCGCAGUCACCCUGAAGCGAUCAUGUCGUCGCAGUAUACCACGGAACCCCCACCAACCGCAUCCGUCCUCCUCCAUACCACUGCCGGCCCUCUAACCAUAUCGCUCUUCGCAAGUCAAACACCCUUGACAUGCAGGAACUUCCUCCAACAUGUCCUGGACGAGGACUACAAUAACAAUAUAUUCCACCGUGUCUCACCCGGCUUCGUAAUUCAAACAGGCGAUCCAACAGGAACUGGAGAGGGCGGACAGAAUAUCUACGAGGAUCGGGAAUUCGAGCGCUAUGAUGAAGACUGGGCGAGGGUCAUGGGACGUGAGAAGGACGAGAAGAUUCAGUUCGGGGAUGAAAUACACAGCAGGCUGAAGUUCAAUAGGAGAGGCCUGGUCGGCAUGGCCAAAGGGUCCGGGGACGGAGCAGGUUAUGGAAGUCAAUUUUUCAUUACCUUGGGAGACUGUAGGGCUCAACUUGACGGCAAAUGCACCAUGUUUGGUCGCAUUGAGGGCGAUGGGAUAUACAAUGUGGUCAAAGUCGCCGAGGGCGAAUUACUAGAGGGCACCGAAAGACCAAUGUACCCGGAGAAGAUCAACAAGGUCGAGAUCCUCGAACUACCCAAGGGAGACGCAUGGCAGGAGAUGCGGAAACGAGUCAGAGUAGCGGAGAGAUUUGUGGAUGCCCCAGCAAAGAAGAAAGCGCCCAAAAAGAAAGGCGGAAAGACAUUACUCAGUUUCGGUGGCGACGAAGGUGAAGAUGCUGCCGACGAGAUUGCCGUCCGCCCAAAGAAAGCCAAGUUCAACCCAACCCUGAUCGACGCCGCAGAUGAACCAGAAUCCGCGCCAGUCAAGAAUGGCGCCCUUCCCAAACAACAGCCAGUUCCCACAAAAUCGAAACAGCAAUCACCACCGCCCAAGCCUACAGUCCCGCAGAAACGAAGAGCAAGCCCGCCACGCGCCACGAGAUCUCCAUCUCCAGUCCAUCGUCGGAAACCCUCCUUCCACGACCCAACGACACAACUACCCCUUCGCGACCCGGAGUCACCCUCACGCUCACCCACCCCUGAAGACCCGUCCGCAUCCAAGACAUCCUCACUGCAAGCCGAAAUCGCAGCGCUCAAAGCCUCGAUGCGCCGUAACGUCGCCGCACCCACCGAGACCAACCACAAGAAAUCUGCCCUCGAAUCUUUGAUCCCGUCAACCAGCACCCGAGGCCGCAAGCGCCCCCGUCCCGGCGAUUCCCACGCACAAGACGACGCCAACGCCCUAAAAAUGCUCAAUGCAUUCCGAGCACGACUCGAUACGGUAGAUGGCACUGGAAACAAAUCCGCCAACAAGUCCAACGGCGUGAAGCCUGACGAGCCUAAACCUGCAGAGCCCGAGCCUGCACCGGCGCCCGCCGACGACGAAGAAGCAGCCCUAUGUGACCUCCAUUUCAUAGCAAACUGCCAAUCUUGUUCACGUUGGGACGAAGACGGAGCGAAUCCCAACGCUGGACCUGACGACGACGACGAGCAACAAUGGAUGAGCCACUCACUAUCGUUCGCCAAAGACCACCUAGGCAAAGAUCUGACCUGGAAGAGAAAGAACGAAGAAGAACUCGUGGUAAUCGACCCGCGAGAGCGAGAAAAGGAGCUGAAGUCAGAAAAGAGGCGCGACCGCGAUCGCGAUAGAGUCCGUGACAAAGAAAAGGGGAAGGGUAGAGAUGGACGAUGGUAAGACAGCAACGUCCAGUAAACGGUAAACCUCACCUAUCAAUAUAAAACGCCAAAUCCACCGCCUCGCCACCAU
Exophiala viscosa is the source of this 1942-nucleotide messenger RNA. Its product is annotated as peptidylprolyl isomerase. The transcript has a single exon. Bases 185 to 1870 code for a protein of 561 amino acids. Gene Ontology annotation, biological process: protein peptidyl-prolyl isomerization. The record is from RefSeq and is a predicted model, not a curated record. Gene Ontology annotation, cellular component: catalytic step 2 spliceosome. NCBI's taxonomy places the organism in Eukaryota, Fungi, Ascomycota, Eurotiomycetes, Chaetothyriales, Herpotrichiellaceae. Gene Ontology annotation, molecular function: peptidyl-prolyl cis-trans isomerase activity.